UAAAAGACUGUCCAUGAACAUGUCUAGUUACCGCACAACAACUCAACGAUGUCUCUUCGCAUCGCAACAAUUCUCUUCGCCCUGCACUGCCUGUUGACUGCAUGCAAUGCAUAUACUUGUGAAGUUAUCCCUGGUAGCCUAGUGCAGAUUGACGUAGGUAAUGGACAGGUGGUGGGAGUGAACAAAGAUGACAAUAUCUACACACUGUAUGGAUCGACAUGGACACAAAUCAAUGGCAAACUGAAACACGUCACCGUGGGCCAAGCAGGAACCUGGGGAGUCAACAGUGCUGACAACAUCUUCAAACUGGCUGCAGGUAGCUGGGUUCAAGUACCUGGGCUCUUGAAGCAGAUUGAUGCUGGUGGAGACCAGUUUGUUGCAGGAUGCAAUCAUGAUGAUGUCCCCUUCUGUCUUACUGUCGGCUACAUUGGAGAAAACAAUCCUGUAAGCUGGGCCAGCCUUCCUGGCAAAUUAAAGUACUACAGCUGUGGCCCCUAUAGCUGCUGGGGUAUUAACAGUCAGGAUCACAUCUUUAUGAGAAAGGGGGUGGAUUCCCUUCAUUGUCAGGGAGUCGGUGACUGGCAGACUAUUGCAGGAUCCUUGUCUAUGAUAGAGGUGGGAGGUGAUGGCUCUGUCUAUGGAGUGAAUUCUGCAGGAAACGUGUUCCGCAGGGAUUCCACAUCUCCCUGUAAACCUGAGGGUGACGGGUGGACCCAAAUUAAUAUCCACUACGGUCAAGUGAAGCAUGUGUCCUACGAUAUGGGUCAUCUCUGGAUCAUCCUGAAGGAUGACACCAUCUACAACUGCAAAGUCUGAGCACUGCUCUUCGACAGAGGCAGCCCUGCAGCUUCAUGACUAUAUUCAUUACUGCAGUGCUUAAAAUGUUUCAUUGCUGCUUUUCAUCUGCUUACAAUUUAAACAGUAAUACUCAUGCUGUGCUUCUGUCAAAUUAUCCAGUUGAUUUUUAAAAACACAUCUAUUGUCUAGAUUGAAAACACAGUGUGCACAGUCUAGAAUUUCCUGAAGUGGUGCUUCCUUUGGGUGGUUGUAUGUUACGUUGUCUUUUCCAGCACUCUUUAAAAAAACAAUGAAUACUAUCUGUCCUCUUGUGAUUUUGGUGAUCAAUAAAGCAUAUCAUACUAAAAAUGA
This is a messenger RNA of Alosa alosa (allis shad), 1149 nucleotides long. RefSeq names its product fish-egg lectin-like. The record is from RefSeq and is a predicted model, not a curated record. The transcript has 5 exons. Bases 49 to 816 code for a protein of 255 amino acids. Lineage: Eukaryota; Metazoa; Chordata; Actinopteri; Clupeiformes; Clupeidae.